CGCCAGAAACCACAUUUAUGUUUUUAGUUGGUUUUAAUAAACGGCGUGACGCUGAGAGACCCUUCAGUUGGCUGACGUCGAGCCAAAGGUUGGGCGUUACACGUCGUCCUGCGCCGCCAUGUUGGUUCGGCUCUGGGCUCAACGGCUUGUUUUCGCCAUAACCGGUAAACACUUGGAUCCGCUCACCUGGAAGGUUUGAGGAAAAAGGCUUUUAGUGAGGAGCUUUCUGCAGAUGCUUCUGACUUCCUGUUUUCACGCCCCAGAGGAUUGUGGGAGCUGCUGCGACAUCAGGAGGAAUCAUGCCGAAGAAAGCGGUGAAGGGCGAGGAUCUGACGGAGGAGGAGAGACUCCUGCAGCUGCAGCAGCGAGCUCAGGCUGAGGAGGAGACGGCCAGGAAGAAGGAGGAGACGCUGACGCUCUACCUGAAGGACAAGCUGCAGAAGGAGCAGAGGAACACGGCGGUGAACCUGCUGAAGCUGACCGACAGCUGGAGGAGGAGUCUGCGCCAGAGCCGGGCGGCCGAGCUGCUGAGCCACGCCGCCGUGCUGCAGCACACGUCUGAGAGGCACCUGGACGAGCUGAGCUUCAUCAUCCAGAGGAUGGCGGGGGAGCUGCAGGAGGCGGAGCGGCAGGCGGAGCAGCUGCAGCGCUGCCACCUGCAGCACAUGGAGCGUCUGUGGGAGCAGCAGCAGAAGCAGAUGCUGCAGCUGCAGCAGCAGUGGGACAGCUGCCUGCAGGACCUCAGCGCCACCUGCAGCUCUGAGAGGGAGAAGAUGUCGGCUGACUUCCUGCAGCAGAACCACAGGCUGGUGGAUCUGUCCCUGCCUUCCCAGAUACACCACCAGACCAUGUCUGCAGGCAUCCAGAACGUUUACCGAGAGGUGGUGGACUCCUGCAGCAACGCUGACCACGUCCAGCUGGAUGACUUUAUGGACCGCGGCGCGCAGCAGGAGGAAGGUCCUGUUGUGAAGAAGGACGUUUUCCAGCAGACCAGAAACGACCUGGAUGACCUGCAGCAGCGGCUCCCCAGAGAGCAGCAGCAGCUCAGCGCCGAGCUGAAGAACCUGAAGAGGCUGAAGGACAAGGUUCUGCAGCUGAAGCAGCAGAUCUCCUCCUGCCAGGCGGAGCAGGCCCUGAUGCAGCGUGACGUUUCUGCUGCCAAACUCCAGCUCCACCAGAGGUGUCAGCAGCUGCAGGUCCAGCUGGAGCGAGAUCGCCGGGAGGCGCGGAACAAGGUGACGGACCUGAGCGUCCGGGGCGGCGCCGCCGUCAACAACCUGCGGGCCGUGAUCUCCAAGGGCGAGAAGCUUCUGCAGGCGGGCCAGCUGAGCAGCAAGCUGCAGAACCACCAGGAGGUUCUGGCCGGAGCAUCAGAGGAGGACCGAGCGUCUGCAGACCUGCAGCUGCUGCAGCAGCGUCUGAACGCCGCUCUGCUGCGGAGCCGAGCUCUGAGGAACCACAGCCUGGAUGUGAGGAGGGAGAACCAGCAGCUGCAGGUCCUGCUGGACCAGCACGACCACGGCCUCCAGGGACACGUCACUCCCAUGCCGGUUCUCCAGGUUCCCUCCGCCCCGACCGCCGCAGGCAGGCGGCACGUCAUGGAAGCAGCGCACAUCAUUAAGCACUGCCUGGUGGACAGCAGGGGCUGAGGCCAGGUCCAAACACCUGACGUUCUCCGCAGGAUCAUCGUCAGGCCACACCUGGAGGAUCAGAACCAGAACCUUUCAGGUGGAGCAGAGCAGUGAAGGAGCAGGAAGUGUUUCUGGGUUAGAAAUUAGAAACGUUUAAAUGAAAAUAACGUGUUCAGCUUCCUCUGUGGUUCCUCCUCGGUUCUUCCUCGGUUCCUUCUUGGUUCCUCCUCAGCUUCAGAUCGGCUCCACCUUCACCUUCCAGCCUUCAGGUCACAGACCUCUGCAGACCUUUCAGUUCCUGGUUUUCACAGUUAGUUCCCCUCAGAGCGUCAUGGUGGUCUGCAUGAAGGCUGUGAUUCAGAGACACCAGCAGGUCCAGGGGAUCUUCUCUUUCUGGGGAUGUCUUCAUGUUCCUCCUUCAGCAGAUAAUGACCAUUCAGCCGUUCUUCAUGUUUUCACUUUAUCAGGAUAUUUGCAGCGUGAGGUUCUGUUGAUGGGUUUGGAGGAAUCUUCUGGAACAGGAGAUCAGAUGUUCCAGGCUCAUCUUCUCUCUGAUCCAGCUGGUCUUGGUUGGUCCAGAACACCUUCUCUAGAGCUCUGGACCGUCUUGGAGGACGUUGUCCCCAUGGACCGUCUGACCUACAGGCUCUGCUGUUUCUCUCCAUCACUAAGCGCGGGUCUUCUGGCCUGGUCUCAUCGUGUGUUGGGUUCUGGAAAAUCAAAGCUGGUGGUUUCUGUAAAGUUUGUGUUUGAGAGAACAAAUCAUUUCUUUUGCUGAUGCAGGUGUGUCUAAAUGCUUUGUUGUGUCCACGUUACCUGUAAACCAUCACCCAGGCCAAUACCGCCACCUGGUGGAGAGAACACAUUACUGUCAGCCAUCACAGUUUCCUCCUUUACAUUCCCUGUUCUGACCGAUUCAGACCCAUCAGAACUAUAUUUAUACCCAUCCAUCAGCUUCAGCUUCUUAUUUCUGCUCAGGGCUGCGGGAAGGAGCCGAUCUCCAGCUUCUGUGGCGGAGAGACGGGAAUAUCAGAGUCUUGGUGGUGUAUUUGAGAACUAGUAGGGUUUGUUGUUAGUUGACAAGAGGUUUAUAUCUGCUCUACACCUCAUCUUUAUGUCUUUAUUCAGUUACGGGGCCAACGGUGUUAAAAACGUGAGAGAAUAAUUGUAUUUCUAAACGCUUCACUCACCUAAAACUAAAGCUGGUAAAAAAAUUAAAAAUGAAAAAAAUUGGAGGAUGCGGGCAUCGAUCCCGCUACCUCUCGCAUGCUAAGCGAGCGCUCUACCAUCUGAGCUAAUCCCCCGCCAUACCACUAGGAAACGCUAGUGAGCAUUUGAAGUCGGCGCAGCCGCCGUGGCUGCUUCCUGUAGUUAGAGCUAAAUGAGCUGAAAGUAAGCCCACUCCAGCCAAUCACGUACCGAGCUGGUGGGCUUACAUUUGACCAAUCAGGUUUUAUAACCGCUCGGAGUAAUACACAAAGAGCCGUCAUCAUUUCUUUACUUUGGCGAGCGGUAACUUAUUUUGACUUUAUUUACAUUUACCUCUUCUAUAAUAAACACUUCAGUUAUAUCUCAUUUAAAAGGGGUGUUUGACACUAUUUGAGCGCUGCUAUAUAUUAUAUACAAUAAACUAUAAUAGCUCCUAUGAGGGACUAUACUAAGUGGCGGAGGAGCUGGAAAGUGGCAGCGGAACGACGCAGAUGAAAUCAAGGUUAAAGGAUCGACUCCACCUUGGGUCGCAUUUAAUAAAUACAUGAUUUUAAACCUAUUAACUACGAUACGCUGACAUGCCACCCAAGAAUCCCCAGUCCACUGCCCCGCGGUAACCCGCUCCGUUUAGCGCAUUUAGCGUCACUUUCCUUUGCCGGGGACAGCUUGGAUUGGCCGCUAAACACGAAGCCCAGGGCUGCUAAUGAAAAUAGAAAUGAUGGCAGUAAAUAAACUCCGAGGCUGAAGUGACUAAUUCACUUAGUAAAGUCACCAAAAU
Molecule: messenger RNA, 3618 nt
Organism: Fundulus heteroclitus (mummichog)
Lineage: Eukaryota; Metazoa; Chordata; Actinopteri; Cyprinodontiformes; Fundulidae
Gene: drc2
Product: coiled-coil domain containing 65
Exons: 8
Coding region: 300-1649 (449 amino acids)
Biological process (GO): regulation of cilium movement; axonemal dynein complex assembly; cilium-dependent cell motility
Cellular component (GO): axonemal dynein complex; axoneme
Source: RefSeq, a predicted model, not a curated record